AUGCUACCAUUUUCGUCGCUGCUUUCUAGCCAUAUUCGGUUCUUGCUACAGAGUCUAGACGACUCCAAUUUCAGUCAGGUUCUUCGCAAGCUCCGUCAGACUGUUGAAUAUGGGAUCGAGGGAAGCAUCUUGCUGGUACAGACAUGCUUGGAUCACAUGAAUCUUCUAGGGGAAGAUAUGCAAAAAAAGCAAUAUAUGUUGGACCUAUUUUCUGCAGUAUUCAGUUGUCUAUUAGACCAACCAAAUUUUAGCACUGUGUUUUGUGAAGCAUUCAGAAACUUGAUUAUCAGCAAAAAAUUCCUUAGGGAUUUUUGCAAUGAAUUGCAAUUGUCAGUCUUUGAGAAAGUUGCCCUUGGUCUUGCUUUGGCAGACUCAGAGAAUGCUGAGGUCAGAACUACUGGUCAGGACUUUAGCAUUGGAUUGAUAGAGGAGUUAUGCGGAAAUCCUGCCUCUGUUGAUUCUGUUGAGGAGAUUCAGAAUGUAAGUCUGUUCUUGUAUCAGUCAGAGGGCCUAAUCAAGUAUGUGGACUCCCUUAUGCAAAUGGUGGCUCUGAAGUAUCCAAAAGAGAGGACCCCUCUUAUAUUAGUUCCGUGGCUCAAAGAUGAUGUAAAGGAGGAUAGGCUUCCAAGGAAUUUGGAUAUGUUUCAAAGUUGCAAUGAAAAUGACUUUGAUUUCCUUCUGGUGGAGAUGGAGAGUGAGACUAGCAUGGCUGAUAUAAUGAGAGAAGUUGGAUAUAGAUGUACAACUGAUUCUACACAUUGCAAAGAGGUUUUGUCAAAUUUCUUACCUUUGAAUGAAGUUACUCUCUCUAGAAUACUUAGCACUGUUGCCCGUACGUAUACUGGCCUUAAGGACAGUCAACUUUCACAUUCAAUUUUCUGCUCUGCAAUUGGUAGCAGUGCUGCAUUUGAUAAAUCAUGCCCAGGCUCUUGGAAUGUGGACGUUUUGGUGGAUUCAAUUAAGCAACUUGCUCCUGGAACCAACUGGAAUAGUGUCAUGGAACAUCUGGAUCAUGAGGGAUUUUACAUUCCUAACAGCCAAGCAUUUUCAAUUUUCAUGUCAAUUUAUGCAUGUGCAUGUCAGGAUCCUUUCCCUCUUCAUGCUGUAUGCGGCUCUGCCUGGAAGAAUGUUGAUGGUCAAUUAUCUUUUCUAAGAUAUGCUGUAUCAGCCCCACUUGAGAUUUUUACCUUUGAACAUUCUGUCAGGAAGCUAGCAUAUGUUGAAGCGUGUGAUCACCAUAAGCUUCAAGCCAUACAAGGAAACCAUGCAUGGUUAUCCCUUGACCUGUUUGACGUGUUGUGUCAAUUAGCUGAGAGGGGCUGUGCCAAUUCCGUUCAAGCAAUUAUUGAGUACCCUCUCAAACACUGCCCUGAAGUAUUACUCCUUGGAAUUGCUCAAAUUAAUACUGCUUACAACCUCCUCCAGCAUGAUGUUUCUUCCACCAUUUUCCCCAUAGUUGUUGAAAAAUCUAUGGGUAGCUUGAUUCUUCAUCUUUGGCAUUCUAAUUCCAAGUUUGUGGCACGUGGUUUCAUGGACAUGAUUAAAGCUGAUGAAAGCAUCAUAAUUGGAAUGUUGGCCAUUUGCCAUGAACAGAAGAUUUUAUCAACUUUCUUGGAGCAAAUUCCAUUUUCUUUCAGUAUUCGACUGGCUGCGUUUGCUUCCCAAAAAGAAUACUUGUGUCUGGAGAAGUGGUUGAAUGAUAAUCUGAUUGCUAAUAAAGACAUUUUUGUUGAGGAAUGCCUAAAGUUUUGGAAGGAGAUUUCUUUAGAUGCAGCAGAAGAUAUGUCCCCUGAUUUGUUUCAUUAUCCUAGCACUGUUGAGAAUAUAUAUUCCAAGACAAGUUCAACCUUUCUAAAGGUUUUUCAAGCUAAUAUUGAACAGAUCACUUCUGACCACCUUGCUAAAGAAUUGAAAAGAUUGAAUAGAGCUUCUAUGCAUUUCAAGCCUCAACUUCAGAAUGUUGGAACUUCUGAUUCAUCAAUUUCUUGUGGAUAUGCUAAUGAUAUAGAGGCUGAAGCAGGUUCUUAUUUGUAUCAGAUGUUUUCUGGUCAGAUGCCUAUCACUGUUAUGAUUCAAAUGCUUUCACAAUUCAAGAAAUCUUCAAAGAAAAGGGAACAAUUGAUUUUUGAGCAUGUGAUACAAAAUUUGUUGGAUGAGUACAGGUUCUUCCCUAGGUAUCCAGAAAAGCAGCUUAAUAUUGUCGCUAUCCUUUUUGGUUCUUUAAUAAAACAUCGGCUUGUAACUAAACUCAGACUUGUUGUUGGUUUGAAUAGUGUGCUAGAUGCAUUGUGUAAGCCCACAGACUCAAAGAUAUUUUUGUUUGGAACCAAAGCUUUAGAGCAGUUUCUGGACCGUUUGGUUGAGUUGCCACAGUAUUGCAGUCAUAUUUUGCAAAUAUCUCAUUUGCAUGGAACUCAUCCGGAGCUUGUUGAUUUUGUUGAACUUGCACUUGCUAGGAUUUCGUCAAGUUCCUUGGGAAAAGAUGAAGAGAACACUUACGUUCCCCAUGAUGGUUUUACUGCAGCUACUUCAGAAAGUUCAGAGAUGCAACAGAGAUAUGAAGAAGUUCUAGGUGAUAGAAUCAAGACAUCUAUGACUUCAAGCAUUUGCAUGAAACCAGAUUUACCUCAAUCUGUCCACCCUUCAAGUGGCUUCGUGAAUGAUGUAGCUAGCUGUCAGAAUACUGUGUCAUCACAAAAGGCAAUGGCAGUUACACCCAAUGCUUCUGAUUUUCUUAAUUCUUCUAGGAGAGUUACUUCAACUAGGUUUGGUUCUGCUCUAAAUAUUGAAACACUUAUUGCAGCAGAUGAGAAGAGGAAUACUCCUCUCAAGACUCCUGCAUCCAAUGUUCAGGAUAAGAUAUUUUUCAUGAUUAAUAAUAUUUCCUCAUCAAAUGUUGAUGCUAAAGUGAAGAAAUUUACUGAGAUUCUUAAUGAGCAAUAUUAUCCAUGGUUUGCCCAGUACAUGGUGAUGAGAAGAGCAAGCAUCGAGCCGAAUUUUCAUGACUUGUACUUGGAGUUUCUGAAGAAAGUCAAUUCAAAAAUAUUGAAUGAAGAGAUUGUCAAGGCUGCAUAUGAUAAUUGCAAGGUUAUUUUGAGAUCUGAGCAUAUAAGGUCAAGCUCAGAAGAGCGUUCCUUGCUGAAAAAUUUAGGUAGUUGGCUUGGGAAGUUCACUGUUGGCAGAAAUCAAGUACUAAGGGCCCGAGAAAUAGAUCCCAAAGCUUUAAUAAUAGAGGCAUAUGAGAGGGGCUUGAUGAUAGCUGUGAUUCCAUUUACCUCAAAGAUAUUGGAACCAUGCCGAAGUAGUCGUGCUUACAAGCCUCCAAAUCCUUGGACUAUGGCAAUUCUUGGUUUACUUGCAGAGAUCUAUGCAUUGCCAAAUCUAAAAAUGAAUCUCAAAUUCGAUAUUGAGGUUCUAUUUAAGAACCUUGGUGUAGAUAUGAAGAAAGCUAACCCAACAUCUCUUCUGAAAAAUCGUCUUCGUAAAGUAGAAGGAAAUCCUGAUUUUUCCAACAAAGAUGUUGGGGCAUCUCAGCCGCCAGUGGUUACUGAAAUUAACUCUGAAAUCAAGUCUACACUGAAUAAAGUUUAUCUACAGCAUGAGAUAUUCAAUACAUCUCAUUCUGACGACCAAUUAGAGCUGGCUUCACGAAUCGCAGAUAUUGGAAGUCAAAUUAUUUUCAAUGAAGAACUCAGCACUUUGGGCUUGCAUCAUUUGCUAAGAGUUGUCCCUAUUGCUAUGGAGAGGGCUAUCAAAGAACUCCUGUCUCUGGUGGUUCAACGCAUUGUUCUCAUAGCAAUCCAGACAACAAAGGAAGUUGUUCUAAAGGACUAUGCUAUGGAAUCAGAUGAAACCUGCAUAUAUGAGGCUGCGCAUUCAAUGGUAGCUAGUCUGGCUGGAAGUCUAGCUCAUGUGACAUGCAAGGAAACUCUUCGUACUUCAAUAUCACGUCAACUAAGGGAUUCAUUUCAGGGUUUGAAUGCUCCCAAUGAACAUCUUGAACAAGCUGUUGCUCUUGUUAUCAAUGAUAACCUUGAUUUGGGGUGUGCAGUAAUUGAACAUGCUGCAGUUCAGAAGGCAUUACAAACCAUCGACUGUGAAAUUACUCAGCAACUUUCUGUAAGAAGGAAGCCUAGAGAGGGUAUUGAUCCUUCAUAUUAUGAUGCAAACAUUAAUGCACAAGGUCCUAUGACUGUUACAACAGAGUCCCCACUCCUCAGACCAGGGCACAUAUCGCACUCACAACAGCAAGUAUAUGAGGAGUUUGUUCAUGUCUUCCGGAAAAAUCAAGCUGGUCAGAACUCAAAUGUGGUGCAUGCUUCAUCUGCUGCUCCAGGACAGCUUAACCGAGGCUCGUGCUUAUCUGGGAUGGAUGGAGUUAAUUAUCCCUUGGAUCUCAUUUCUGAGGAGAUUGACGCUAACCGGCCUGUUGCAAACCAAAGUUCCCUCAGUUCUUUGUCCCCAACUGCUGCUGCCUCUGAAGUGCAUUCUGAGGAGGUGUCCUAUGCCAGAAAAUUUAGAACUGAAUUGAGAGCUACUGCAGAAUCAUUGCCUACAACUCCCAUUGAUCAACUGGGAAGUGGAAUCUUGGAACCCUCAUUAUCUAUGUCAGAUGUACUGGAAAAAUAUCAAAUAAUUUCCCAGAAGUUGGAGAUUUUGUUGACUAAAGAGUCUGUAGAGGAAGAGAUUGAUAGAGUUGUUUUCCAGAUUCCAAAGAUCAUACUUAAAUGUGUUAGUCGAGAUGAGGCAGCCCUUGCAAUUGCUCAGAAGGUUUUCAAAAGUUUAUAUGAGAAAGCUUCAAGCAGUUCGCAUGUCGGUUUUCAUAUUUCAAUUCUGGCUGCUAUUCGUGAUGUUUGCAAGCUUGUUGUCAAGGAGGUUACUAGUUGGGUGAUUUAUUCGGAUGAGGAUAGGAAGUUCAAUACGAAUAUAAUUGUUGGCCUUAUGCACAAGGGUUUGCUUAAUCUUGCUGAAUACAACAAGCAUAUGGCAAAGCUCAUUGAUGCUGGAAAGAAUAAAACUGCAACAGAGUUUGCAAUUUCUCUCCUCGAAACCUUGUUGAUUCAGGAAUCAAGUCUAACUUUGUCAGAACUUCCCAAUCUUAUUAAUUCCUUGGCAAAGCUUGCAGCAAGACCUGGAUCUCCUGAAUCAUUAAAAAAAUUGCUUGAGAUUGCAAAGAAUCCUCCAGAAAGUGCUUCAAGCCCUUCUGGUAAUACUGUUGGCAAGGAGGACAGGACCAAGCAUGCUAGAGGAAAAAAGAACUCUGAUUAUUCCAUGACAAGUAGGGAUGGCAAUGUCAAUACUGAAUCUGUAUCAGCAGAUCUUGCUAGUUUUUAUGACCAGGUUUCUGUGCUGUUCACUGAAUGGUACCAAACAUAUAUACUUCCUGGUGCAAAUGAUGCAGCUUGUGCAUAUUUUGUCUCAAAAUUGCAGCAAAAUGGAUUUCUAAAUGGUGGUGAUGUGUCAGAUCGUUUUUUUCGAUUUCUCAUGGGGCACUCUGUUGCCCAUUGUCUCUCUUCUGAGAGAAUUGGUUCUAGUUUGUCAUUGCAGUCUCCUCAAACUGCACAGGAUCUCUCAUUUCUUGCAGUUGAUGCGUAUGCAAGGCUUGUCGUUGUGAUUCUGAAGUAUCAGGCAACGGAGCAUCUUUUGUCAAAGAUUUUUCAAUUGACUGUUAAGGUGAUUAAGAGGAAUGCUGAGGAGAAGAAGGCAUCUUUUAACCCAAGGCCAUAUUUCAGGCUGUUUGUUAACUGGCUUUUUGACCUUGUUUCACCAUAUGCGGUCUUAGAUGCUGCCAACUUUCAGGUUUUGAUUGCUUUUGCAGAGACUUUCCAUGCAUUUCAGCCUCUUAAAGUUCCCGCUUUCAGCUUUGCAUGGCUUGAGUUGAUAAGUCAUAAGCACUUCAUGCCGAAAUUGCUCACAGUCAAUGCUCCAAAAGGUUGGGUUUAUGGUCAGCUUCUGCUGGUUGAUUUGCUCAAAUUCAUGGAGCCUUAUUUGAGGAAUGCCAAACUUGAAAAGGCGAUUAAACAUCUAUACGAAGAAACGUUAAAAGUGCUGUUUGUGUUGCUGCGUGAUUUCCCAGAGUUUCUGGUUAGUUAUCACUUCAGCUUCUGUGACGUAAUUCCUUCAAGCUGCAUUCAGAUGCGAAGUAUUAUCCUUAGUGCCUAUCCAUGCAAUAUGCAGCUGCCUGACACUUCUACACCAAACUUAAAGAUUGAUUUAUUGCAGGAGAUGCACAUACCACCAUGUGUAUUUUCUGAGGUUGAUGCAGCCCUAGGAGCUAAGCAGAUGAAAAAUGAUGUAGAUGAGUAUCUUAAGACAGGAUGGCAGGCAUCUCCAUUCUUAUCAGAGCUGAAAGAGAAAUUACUGCUGCCACAGGAUGAGGCAGCACAAGCUGGGACCCGAUACGAUGUGCCUGUAAUAAACUCCCGCGUCCUGUAUGUUGGAAUGCAGAUCAUCCAGCAAUCACAGAAAAAGACCACACCUAGCCUUGCACAACAGAUGACCUGCAAUGAUCGCAUGCAAUUGUAUGCGAUGGGUCCUGUUUUAGCUCUUUUCCAAACGUUGAUAAUGGACCUGGAUACAGAAGGGCGCUACCUUGUCCUUAAUGCGAUUGCAAAUCAGCUCCGCUACCCAAACAGCCACACACACCUCUAUUCUUUUGUCAUGCUGUACUUGUUUAAUGAAGCAAAACAGGAAAUCAUUCAGGAGCAGAUAACAAGAGUGUUGUUGGAGCGCUGUGUUGUUAAUCCUCAUCCGUGGGGUCUUCUGACCACGAUUAUUGAGCUCAUCAAGAAUCCUCAAUACAACUUCUGGAAUCGAGCUUUUAUCAAGUGUAACCCAGAUGUGAACAUUCUCUUGAAAUCAAUUUCAAUCUAAGCACGAGUGGAUUGGAUCUGGCGCUUGCUGCUUCGGCGUGAUAUCUGACAACGUGCAUUAACAGAGACGGAUUGCCCCCACUGGAAUUAGUAUAAAAAAACCCUUUUGGUAAUAUUACAAUGCUACCACAAGUUUUUUUUUUUUAAAGUUUGAAUAUUUGCCCUCACUGGAAUUUAAUUACUAUCUCGUUUUAAAUUUGAUUUGUAUUAAUAUUAGUAUAUAACUAUCAAACUUUGUAAGAAAA
Theobroma cacao (cacao) is the source of this 7117-nucleotide messenger RNA. The record is from RefSeq and is a predicted model, not a curated record. Lineage: Eukaryota; Viridiplantae; Streptophyta; Magnoliopsida; Malvales; Malvaceae.